This is a messenger RNA of Triticum turgidum subsp. durum (durum wheat), 2787 nucleotides long. The record is from the annotation of a GenBank genome assembly. Lineage: Eukaryota; Viridiplantae; Streptophyta; Magnoliopsida; Poales; Poaceae.
AUGGUUCUUCCUCCGUAUGGGAUGUUCUCCCCAGUUGUAGGGCUACUUGUGAAGGGGAUAUGGGAGCCCGUUAAGAAGCACAGUGGUGACUGCCUCAAGCCUGGAAGAAAAGUUUGUGAUCUGAAAACUUCUACGGAUGGUUUAAGAGUCCACGUAGACACUAUUGCUGAGCAGAUACAAUUGGGCAAAAGACCGAGGGUUCAAACAACAAGAUGGAUAGAAAGUGCCCAAUCAACUGAAGAAAAAUCACGUGCAAUCAUAAAUAAGUUUGAGGGAAGGAGCAAACAUAUGUUGGGUUGCUCUUGGAAUUGUUGGCUCAACUACAGGAUUGGCCGUGCUGCCAGAAAGAGAAAGAAAGAAGUUGACAAGCUGAAGGAGAGAACUCCCCAGAAUGAUGGUAUCUUCACUUUGCUACCACCAGUUGGCAUAGAACUGCCUCUGCCACCUAAUAUUGUGGGGCAGAACGAGUAUAUGGGCAAGAUUGUUGGUUGCAUUGAGCAAGGUUCCACAUGCAUGGUUGGGAUAUGUGGCAUGGGAGGGGCUGGAAAAACUACUCUUCUUAAGCAAUUAAACAACACCUUCAGUUGCACUGCGGAAAUGCACACAUUUGAUCAUGUGAUCUAUGUGGAAAUUGGUCAGCAACAAAAUCUGGGUACAGUUCAGAAGAGCAUUGCAUCACAGCUUGGCCUGACGCUUGGACAGGAGGAGGACACCACAUCCAGAUCUGCAUCCCUCUACAGGUUCUUGAAGGAAAGGAAGUUUUUAUUAUUGAUGGAUAACCUUUGGCAACCACUGGACCUAGAGAAGGUUGGGAUACCACAAAAAUACUUGCAAAAUAGACAGAUGAUUGUAAUCACAGCACGUGAUCAACAAAUAUGUCGAAGAAUGCAAGCACACAGUGAGGUGUUUCUGUUACAAAAACUCAUGUUUGAAGAAGCGUGGAGUCUCUUUGAAGCGAAUGCGGGCUGCAAUGGACUAACCAAUACCAAUGCACAGAUCAGAGGUUAUGCUGAGAACAUUGUUCGCAAGUGUGGAGGCCUUCCACUAGCUCUUAAGAUAGUUGGCCAGGCUAUGGCAUCAAAAGAAAGUGAACAAGAUUGGGAACUCGCCGUGAGGUUGCUUCAACGGUCUCAGUUCCAUGAAGUUCCAGAUGCAUAUGCAGAAAGUGACUUAUAUCAUGUACUGUACAUCAGUUAUGACCAACUUCCAGACACAAGGACAAAGCAGUGUUUCCUUUACUUUGCCUUGAGAUUACCGGAUUAUGUAAAUGUGCGAUUUGCAAUAGAACUCUGGAUGGGACAUGGAUUACUAGAUGAAGAUAAUGAUCUGAGGACCAACGAUUUGAGAGGUCGUGGUGUUCUUGGCUGUCUAAAAAGAGCUUGUCUGUUAGAAGAACAUGCAAGAGGGCAAAACUAUGCAAGCAUGCACGAUACGAUCAAAGGUCUAGCUCUUUGGAUUGUACGUAGUAAACAAGGAGAUGGACCUAGAAAGAACUGGUUAGUACGUAAAGGAGAUGAAACCAUGAAAUCAGAAGAGUGGUGCACUGCCCAUAGGAUUUCCCUCUAUAACUUGAAUGAUGUGGUAAUCCCUGGUUCUGUGCCUUGCCGUUGGCUAUUAACUCUCUUACUCAGAAGAAGCAACAUUAUUGGCAAUGUUCCUACAGGCUUCUUUCGAAGUGCUCCAUCUCUCACAUUCUUGGAUAUAAGUCGCACUAAUAUCCGGGAACUCCCAUUGGAUGUUGGAGAAUUAGUGAACUUGCAGCACCUUGAUCUUUCAGACACCCUAAUCCAAUCGAUCCCAAGGGAGCUUCAACAAUUGAAAAGUUUGAGAUACCUAUAUCUAAAAAACACUAGGCUGGUAACAAUCCCAGAUGGGACCAUAUCUGGUCUAACAAUGUUGAGAGUCCUUGAUUUAUUCUGUAGUGGUCCUUUCCCAGUGGACACAACACAUGCACUCAUUAAGGAGUUGGAGAGUUUGGCAUGGUUACAAUCUCUGGGCUUCACAGUUAGCGAUCCUAAUUCGCUCCAAAGGAUACUCAACCCUUCUAAUAAAGCCUCCUUGAAAUCCCUUUAUUUGACCAAAGUGGAAGGCUUGCCACAUCUCCAUAUUGCACCAGCAGUUUUUAGCAGAACGAGGGUACAUGAACUCGAGAGGUUGACAUUGUACGGUAUGGAAAGUUUGAAGGAGUUAUCAAUAGGGGAUGCCAUUGUGAAUUCAGAUUGGCAUUUUGGCAAACUUGACGAGCUCAAAUGGUGGGACCUGAGAGAGCUGGAAGUUAUCGUAUGGGAAGGGGUGGUGCCUCAUGCUUGCUUUCCUAAACUUCGUCUGCUACUGAUAUGUGAUUGCCACAGUAUCAAGACACUCUCAUGGAUCAAGCAGCUCCCAUGCCUGGAAGAGGUAUAUUUGGUUGACUGCGAGUCAAUGUUGGAGUUGGUGGCUGACGCUGACAAAGGAGGAACCAUGUCAUCAGCUGCAGUUUCGUUUCCCCGGCUCAAGGUACUUGGACUAAGUCGUCUUAGGAACCUGCACAACACAUGUGAUGGCAUUCUUGCAUUUCGUUGUUUGCAGCGCUUGCUUGUGUACAAUUGUCCUAUGGUGACCAAAUUGCCAUCCGGGUUACACAAGGAAGAGCAUGUGCCGGUGAUACUGGGCCGACAAGACUGGUGGCAACGAUUAGAUUGGGAGGAUAGUAGCAUGGAAUCUACAUUGAACUCAUUCUUCCGGGAACUGCCAUUAAGUUUUCAAGGAGAUGUUGGAGAUGUUUACAGGGCACUAGCUCGCUAUUAA